AGCCUGCCAAGAAGUGCUUGUCACCAAGCACAAGAUCCCCAAGGAGCCUGAGCCGAGGUUUCCUCCUUGUCUCCAUCACCAGAGCCUGUUGACCUCUCACCCUGGCCUGGAAACCGGAAUCCCUGCCCCCUCAGAAGAGGAAGCCCCUGCUGUGACCCUCCAGAUUUCCCUCUUGCCUUCCAGAGGGAUGAUGACAAGCGGGGCCUUCUUGGUCAGGAUAAUUGAUGCUGAGCCACAUGUAGACCAAUGAGGGUUCUUAAAAAGCUGCCUUCUGCCUCUGCCUGGGUCCAUGGGGGGGCCAAAUAGACACUGCUAGGGGCCGUUUUAUUUUGGUGGGGUGACAAAUGAACUUGGCCUGAGAGAUGGGAUCAGCAGGGCUAAGACCUGCGGAGGACUCAGAGCUGUAGUUUGCUUCAUUAAGCUGGUCCCGAGUUUGUUUUGAGAAAGCCCGAGGGGCCCGGGGAGGUAGAGAUGAGGAGCUGGAGCUCGUUUUGAUAUCCGAAAACUGCAGCCGCCUGCACGUGGGAGGCGCUGAGAGCAGGCUUGCCUCACACGCCCCCCUCACCGUUGGUCACCUGGGAGCACCAGCAGCAAUUUGGGAGAUUUCUGAGCUCGAGGAGGAGUCUUUGGGGAGGGUUUGCUCGGAGCACACCCCUUUCCCUCCUCCUGGGCUGAGGGAAGCAUGGGACCAGCCCUGCCCCAGCCUGUCCUCAUUGGCUGGCAUGAGGCAGAGGGGGCUUUAAAAAGGCAAACGUGUCCAGGCUGGGGACCGGAGCCCGUGCUACUAGGAAGGCCGAGUGCCCUCCCCCAGCUGGCACGAUGCAGCUCUCUCUUGCCCUGUGUCUCGUCUGCCUGCUGGUGCAUGCAGCCUUCCGCGUGGUGGAGGGCCAGGGGUGGCAGGCCUUCAAGAAUGAUGCCACGGAAAUCAUCCCUGAGCUGGGCGAGUACCCUGAGCCUCUGCCAGAGCUGAACAACAAGACCAUGAACCGGGCGGAGAACGGAGGGAGACCUCCGCACCAUCCCUUUGAGACCAAAGACGCCUCCGAGUACAGCUGCCGGGAGCUGCACUUCACCCGCUACGUGACCGACGGGCCGUGCCGCAGCGCCAAGCCCGUCACCGAGCUGGUGUGCUCCGGCCAGUGCGGCCCGGCGCGCCUGCUGCCCAACGCCAUCGGCCGCGGCAAGUGGUGGCGCCCGAGCGGGCCCGACUUCCGCUGCAUCCCCGACCGCUACCGCGCGCAGCGGGUGCAGCUGUUGUGUCCGGGCGGCGCGGCGCCGCGCGCGCGCAAGGUGCGCCUGGUGGCCUCGUGCAAGUGCAAGCGCCUCACUCGCUUCCACAACCAGUCCGAGCUCAAGGACUUCGGGCCCGAGGCCGCGCGGCCGCAGACGGGCCGGAAGCUGCGGCCCCGCGCCCGGGGCACCAAAGCCAACCGGGCGGAGCUGGAGAACGCCUAUUAGAGCUGACCCGCCGCCCCGCGGGCGGCCCCCAACCCAGGCGCCCCAGGUUUCCGCCCCCUGCGCGCGGUUUGAUCGGUUGGGUUUCAUUUUUAAUACCUGCAACCCGGGGCCGGGGUGGGGUGCUGAGACCUUCCUGGCUGCAGGCCUUGUGGAUCCCGGGGUCAGCAACCACCCCACCUCGCAUCCGCGCAGCGGGGGUCCCGGGGGCAGGGGAGGGCGCUGAGAGUUACAGACACUGAGCCACGCAGCCCCGCCCCGCCGGGGCCGCCUACUUUUGAUGGUCCCACUUGAGAGGAGGCGGAAAAGGAAGCAUUUCAUUGCCCAGGAACUGGUUAAGAGAAUUCGAUCCGAUUCCCCUUCCCCCACCUCUCUGCCAGGCAGAAAAGCCUUGAGUGCCUUGCUGUGCCCAGAACACAAGGCUGGGUCCCUAGAUGGGGUUUCUAGUCCUGCCCCUGCCCUCAGCGUGCCAGGUGAUCUCGGACGAUUACGCUCUUGUCUUCCUGGACUUCGAGUUCCUCUUUGUAAAAUGGAAGUGGGGGUGGGAUAAGCAUCUGGAGCAAUCUGCUGUCACGUGAUUCCACGGACUCGGGUGCCCUUUGAAUGGGCACAGGAGAGAGAGUUUGGAUUGAAUCAUUGAUGGGGUCGCUUCCAGAAUUCGGAAUUGUCAUCCUCUGAUCUGACAGCCAAAGAUGAAAAAAGGAAAAGAGUCUAUUUAUGGCUGACAGACUCGUGGGAAAAGCUGUGGUGUGUCCCAGCCUGGGAUCCCAGAUGUUUCGCUACCUCCACUUUCCAUCAUAAAGGACACAGAAACAGCACCAUCCAUUGGAAUAGUGAGGAAGGUCCCCAAGGGUGGCGGGAGGCACAGAGAUUAGUCUCUGUACUCAUAGAGCACCUCCCCCACCGUGCACCCAUCAUGGCCAUAUUUUAUUUAAGGUCACCUUCUGUAGAGAAGCCCAAGGUCACAGCACACUGGGUUUGUGGGCCCAAGGGAGCAGCCACCACCCAUUCAAAGACCAGAGGGUCCCUUUCAAGACCUCCUCCUGCCUACCACUCAAGGACACAUUUCUGCUUGGAAAAGAGCUUCUUACUGCUGUUACAUGUGAUGGCAUAGCUUACAUUAAAAUAAUCUUAUUGGGGAAAAAAUUACAAGUGCUGUAUAUAUGCUGAGAAACCGCAAAGCUUAAGAGCUGCCAUCCAAAAAUCUUUUGGAAAAUCAUUUCCAGGCACCACUUACUUUCUGUGCAGUUUUUAAUUGCUUAAAAAAAUUUUUUUUUUUUUUUAAACAGAAGCACAUGCCAUGUGAAAGCCUGCCCAGCUGGUUGUUUUUGUAAUCUUUUCAAGUGGAAUUUGUCCACAAGAAUGAAAGUAGCAGUUUUUGUUUUUUUUCUAAAGAGUUAAGUUACAUAUUUAUUUUCUCACUUAAGUUAUUUAUGCAAAAGUUUUUCUUGUAGAGAAUGACAACGUUAAUAUUGCUUUAUGAAAUACCAGUCUGUUCUUUCAGAAUCCAGAGGCAUUGUUAAUAAAGAUAACGAAUUGUUGCGGA
This is a messenger RNA of Cervus elaphus (red deer), 3001 nucleotides long. RefSeq names its product sclerostin (gene SOST). Bases 820 to 1458 code for a protein of 212 amino acids. Gene Ontology annotation, molecular function: BMP binding. The transcript is spliced from 2 exons. Gene Ontology annotation, biological process: negative regulation of BMP signaling pathway; ossification; negative regulation of Wnt signaling pathway. The record is from RefSeq and is a predicted model, not a curated record. NCBI's taxonomy places the organism in Eukaryota, Metazoa, Chordata, Mammalia, Artiodactyla, Cervidae.